AUAAUGGUAUGAUUAAAUAAUUAGAUUAUAAUUGACAUUAUAGCUUUGUUUCAGCUAAAGUUAUAAGUUGUUGGAAGCUCGUCAGAUGCAAUCUCACAUGUCAUAUGAUGCAGUGAUGUUCAAAUGUGCGGCAUUAUUUGACAGGUGUAAUUACCAUAGGUUAUGUUUUUUACACAAACGUCAACAAAAAUAACGUUUCUCACAGCUUUUUAAAGAUUUUUCCAUGGAUUCUUUUUAUGAUCAACCCAGAAUUGUACCAAAACCAACUAAUAUCAAAAAGUUAACCACGCCGAUUAUUCCCGAAGUUUCCCUUUUACAACCUCCAUUAGCCAAUACAGAACGAAUUUUUCGCCCCCAACCGCCCCCGUUGUCUUCGUACACCGCGUGGACAUCGCGAAAUCGUAUUGAUAAAGAAAAUUUUAGUCCUUAUAAAGAGAAACACGUCCGAUUUGAAAGUCCAAGAGAUGGGUUCACUGCUGGAGUUAAAACUAAGACUUUAGAAGAAUUAUACAGGUCUAAUUUACCAAAUAGAAAUUUAGAUUUAAGUGUUAUUGAAACUGUGCCGAAUAAAAAAGAGAAUUGUUAUGAUAUUUUUAAUUAUAAACAAUCAGAUGGUUUUUUACAAGGACUAAAAUGCAAUGAUGAGUUUGAUGAAAAAGCACAAAAAUCUUAUGGGGAUUAUAAAAGAUUUCAAACCUACAAAGAAAAUAGAUUUAAUUAUUAUGACGAUCCUUUAAAUAGUAAAGAAUUAGUUCAAAAAACAGAAAAAGUAGAAAAAAGUGAUAAAGAUGAUGAACCAACAACCAGAGAUUUAUUAAAAGUUAUUCAACAACAAAAUGAACAAAUACUUCUUUUACAAAAACAAGUAGCUUGUUUGCUUGAAUCAAAUCAAAAUCGAAAACAAAUCGAACCACCCCCAAUAAACACAAAUGAUGAUGAUUUAUACAAAAAGCCCAAAAAAGGACCUGUUUCCAAGAUUGCAAUUGAUGUUAUGACGAGUUUUGAGGUCUCAUUUCGCCCACAAAAUCAAAAUCAACCCAGAAAUAAAUUGCGAGAGAUUGAGGAUAGUUUAAAAAUUGAAGAAAUAAUUGAUGAAGGACCAAAAAACAUUUUGGAUGGAAUUAAAAAGAUAGAUAAGAAUAAAUUUGACAUGGGGGAAGAUGAUGAGGAGGUUUCGUUGUGUUUACGAGAGCCUUUAAAGGUGGUGGAACGGUGUCCUAGUCCUGAGCAAAGUGUUCAUGUGGAAAUGCAAGAUUAUAGUUCAGAUGAAGAAGACGCUGAAAGUGAUUUAGGUUGGACGUUGUACAAUAAUAUAAUGGGACAAGUUAAUAAUAUAUUUAAAAACGCUGAAACUAACCCAAAAGAACUUCCCCAAUCUAAUAAAGGUGUUAAAGAAAUUAAAGAUAAAACUUUGAGAAGAGUUAAAGAAGCUACAAUGAAACAUUUAAAAAAUAUUGGAGUUAAUCUUCCUUUAAUCGAUGAAAAAGAUGUUUCAAAGAACACAACAACUAGUGACGAUUUUAGUGAAUCUGAUGUAAGUUUUGCUGUAAAACAACUAUUAAUGAAAUAUUUACCUGAUGAACAAUUAGCAAAAUUAAGUAAUAAUAAAAAACAAGCAGAUUUAGCUGAAAAUACGAUUAAAAGAAGACCAGAAUUUUCAUUUGCAACGAUUCAAUACAUGAAAAAGUACAACUUAUUAGCUUCAUCAGGUGAAGUUUUAGAUGGAAAUCCACAAAAUCUUCGACAACCGUCUUCAAAAGACGCGAAAAAUCAAAAAAUCUUAGAUGUAACUGCAUUAAAACAACAACCGAAACUGUUAUGAGACGAUUUUUUAUAUAUUUUUAAUAAUUCUACUAUUAAUUCUAUCUUUUCAAUAAUUUAAUUUUCU
Onthophagus taurus is the source of this 1888-nucleotide messenger RNA. RefSeq lists its product as uncharacterized. Lineage: Eukaryota; Metazoa; Arthropoda; Insecta; Coleoptera; Scarabaeidae. The record is from RefSeq and is a predicted model, not a curated record.